Rhopilema esculentum is the source of this 7595-nucleotide messenger RNA. Lineage: Eukaryota; Metazoa; Cnidaria; Scyphozoa; Rhizostomeae; Rhizostomatidae. The record is from RefSeq and is a predicted model, not a curated record.
CUUUUGACGUUAGACCUUCCGUAUCAGCGAGGUGCCAUUUGAUUCAUUGUGAAUUGAUUUAUCUCUGAAUCAGCAUUAACUGACUGCUAUCUGUGGUAAAAUGAAAAUGUGAGCCCGCUACAUGUUUUUCUUUUGACGUUAGACCUUCCGUAUCAGCGAGGUGCCAUUUGAUUCAUUGUGAGUUGAUUUAUCUUUGAAUCAGCAUUAACUGACUGCUAUCUGUGGUAAAAUGAAAAUGUGAGCCCGCAUUGAACCAAUGGAGAAUUCAUUAGACCUGCUGUUUUUCAAAGUCUUUCUUUACGACGGCAGGACGUCUUUUGUGGUGAUUUAACCAAGACGUAAACAUGAUACAAAUUACGCUGACAGUGUUGUUUUACUUGCCAUUACUUGCACAGUCGACGAUACUCCGUCUCCCUUGUCAAACCUUUGCCGAAUUCAGAGUGUUCCACAUGGACAAAGCUCUUAAAGGCCACGUAAUCAAAACGGAACGCGAUGUGGACGACAUUGGAUGCACGAGGAAGUGCGUGGAGCACCACAAAUGUCGAUCAUACAACUUAAACGUGCAGACCAAAGAGUGCCAGCUCAACGAAAGGCGACAUGGAGAAAACGGUACGCAGUUGGUCGAUGCUCCUGGUUGGUUGUACAAAUCGACUGAUUACAGCAAAAAGUUGAUUGGUGCGACAUGCCGAGCUCUUAACCCAUGUCCUUCUCACAUCUUAUGCAGAGAUAAAUGCACAAGCCCGUUUUAUGAAUGCGUUUAUUGCGAUGCGAAUCACCGUGGGCUACACUGUGACAUUCCACUUGAUAAAAAUGACUGCGAGAAGAAUCCUUGUCAGAAUGGCAAGUGUGUGGAUGAACAUGCCAGUCAUUUUUGCCUUUGUGAUCCAGGCUUUACGGGAAGGAAUUGUGAAUCAGACAUCAAUGAGUGUGAGAGCCUUCCUUGUUUUAAUGGAGGAACAUGCAGAAACGACGUGAACAGAUUUCAAUGCACCUGUAUUGCUGGAUAUUCAGGAAUUCAUUGCGAAGAAGAUAUCAACGAAUGUGCCAGUACUCCCUGCCAAAAUGGAGCCACUUGCAUUGAUAGAGUCAACGAAUAUACCUGCAACUGUUUACCAGGCUACACAGGAAAAGAAUGCCAAACUGACUUUAACGAAUGUGCCAGCAGCCCGUGUCGAAAUGGAGCCACUUGCGUUGAUGAAGUUAACAGAUACUCUUGUAAUUGUGUACCAGGCUACACAGGACAACAAUGCCAGACUGACAUUAACGAAUGUGCCAGCAGCCCGUGUCAAAAUGGAGCCAGUUGCAUUGAUGAAGUCAACAGAUAUUCUUGUAACUGUGUACCAGGCUACACAGGACAACAAUGCCAGACUGAAAUCAACGAAUGUGCCAGUACCCCAUGUCAAAAUGGAGCCACGUGUGUCAAUAGAAUCAACAAAUAUUCUUGCAGCUGUUUACCAGGCUACAUGGGACAAGAAUGCCAGACUGACAUUUAUGAAUGUGCCAGCAGUCCGUGCCAAAAUGGAGGGACUUGCGUUGAUAGAAUCAACGGAUAUACAUGCACCUGUGUCGCAGGCUACUGCGGACAACAUUGUCAGACUGCUCUAGAUUACGUCGGCUGCUACAAAGAUUAUGAUCCGAGGGCACUCCCGCAUGUGAGAGGGCUAGACGUUUCCGCAGGGCACCUUACAGCUAACUGCAUACAGGCUUGUUUCACAUCCAAUCAACCAUACGCGGGGCUGCAAGCUGGUCGUCAAUGCUUUUGUGGAACAUCAUAUGACAGAUACUGGAAAGAAAGUGAAAGCUCUUGCUCUUCACAAUGCCAAGAUAGCACUGGAAUGUAUUGUGGUGGAAGCUGGAGAAAUUCCGUUUACAGAACAGGUUACAGUUCACGUAAAAGACGAUGAAUCAGGUCUUUACUGAUAUGAACAUGAACACUUUUAGCAAAAUUUUUGAAAAGUGAGGACGAUGGUCUAGUUGAGAGCUGAGUGUCCUGGAUAAGUUUUUGUAAGGGUACAAUUUGUUAAUGAUUUCCAGAGUGAAACGUACCGACCACUGACCCAUUUAACUAUGGAUCAGAUUUCUAGAAAUUUCUUUCUCAGUGAUAUUUUAAUCUAGUUUUCACGUCUUAUUUUAAAUAAUCCCUUUUCAGAUUAGACGUAAAGUAUUGCACUGUGAAAAUUCACCAUUCUUAUAAAAAAUCGACACGUAAAGAUUCUUUAAAAAAAUUUGUAAAUUAUGAUAUAAAUGAAUUUUUUUCGUUUAGAACAUUCCACUUGCUUUUGUUUUGGCUUUUUAGAAGUGAACUGUUUAAGUCUCGAAAAAGUUAUCAUUAACGUUUCAUAUACAGUUUUUUUCUAAAGAGAUUAACUUUAUAAGAACACGAGCAACAACCUUGGUCAAAGUUGAAAGUGGACCAGGUUGAAGGCCGAGGUACUAUGGAUUGUGAGUAUGCCAAAACAUUGUUUUAAGAACAAAUCUUUUACGAUAGGUUAUAUUUCAUUUCAUAUAUAGUAGCCCUUCAGCAAUGCUGAUUUUCAAGGGGCCCUCUACUUGAAAAACGUACAGAAAAAGCUAUUGCAUAGAAAAUAAAUUAACCUAAUUACAAUUCCGUACCGUACCGUACUUAAAUCUGAGCUUUGUAAUUUAAAAUAAACAUCAACGGUAAAAAUAUCAAAUAGUUAGUAUCUACUGACAGUUGAGCAAGAAAUUUUUUAAAGUUGCUCAGGGAAGAUGACUGUUCACAUUCAGCUGAGACGCCAUUCCAAGAUCUAGCACCAUUACAUAUCUUUUUUUAAUGGUAUUAAAAAAACAAUAUCUGCAUGAUAUAUGCUUUAUAUGUUAUUUUGCAGUAAGGCGUUUUCUUAUGUUUUUGCUUCCUUUUGAUCAUACCCAAAUAAUUUACAAAAAAUUCAGAACAAUCCUGCCUCAAAGUUUAUUUAAAUAUUUAGAACAGCCAGCCUGAGCUAUAGUUUUCUGGUUCUUAGAAAAUGAAAGAGUAUACGCAGGAUUUAUUAUAUGAAAUGAAUAAUUAAAGGUUUCAUGGAAAAGCGGAAAUAUAUCAUGUACUUUCGCCUGACAGUCCUCUGAUUGUAAACCGAUGUUUUGUCAGAUACACUAAGGAUAUGUGCAGGCUUUAAAUGUCUGAAUGUAAAUUGCUUUUGCAGAAUUUCAAAAGCAGAUUCUGCAUCUCAUUUUGUUCCUUUUCAGCAUGUCAAAAAAGUUUCGGUUUUUUAACAUGCAAAGUGGACAAGUUGUAGUUCUAUACCUAAAAGAAUAUUUGGGUACAAGUAUACCAGUCCAAAAAUAGCUUUUGGGGCCAUUUUUUAAGCUUGUUAUGGAUUUCAUUUUAUUCAGCAUAUCGAAUUGUGUACUUGUACCAAACUUCAUAAUAUUAUCACGAGUUUGGUCAGUACUAAUUUUCAGAGAGCAAGUUGUUUAACAAAAUGAAAUGUUUCAAUAGCCAUAACCUUUUGCUUACCGUAAAUCCUCGAAUUAGUGCCCGGGGGCCUAUUUUUGCUAUAAGCCUCAAAGGGGUGUUUAUUUAAGUAGGGCGCUUACUUAAUUUUUCUGGUUGUCAAAGCAAUUCAAGCAAAGACAGAAAAGUAAAGGAGGGAUUUCGAAAAUAAAAAGAAGAUAGGCGUAAUAAAUAUGUUUGAGAGUGUGUUAAAAACGUUUCCUUGCUAUGAAACAUUUAAACUGAAGACUGACAGGAAUGAAAACUAGAACCAACUUUGUUGUUCAUUUCUACUCUUUUUUGCUUUCCAAGUUCCUGUAUGACUAAUAUUCAGGUCUCAGAAACUCGUUUUGGCUAAAAUUUCAUAUAGGCGCCCGUAUCUUAAAGAGGAGGUUGUGAACGCUUGCUCAAGGGGGGCUCGUCUUUAAUGGUUUUCCUGAUAGGGUAGGCGCUUGUUUAAGCAGGGUGCUUAUUAGAAGGAGGAGAUUUUUCCUCCUAUAUUACAUUGAUGUUUUGAAAUUCUUCUGCUUACUUCUUUAAAUUAAAAAAAAGUUAUGGAAAAAUCCUUGUCGAUAUCCUCCGAUAGCGCCGAGACUUUCAUAAUAUAAUCUGAAUACGUCAUCUCUCAACUAGUUUAGAAUCAAAGUAUAUUUGAAGAUGGGAUACAUUUUUAGAAUGUAUAGAAAAUUGGUUAAAAGUUUUGCUAUAAAAGUGCAAUUUCUUGUAUUAAUGCUGCGGUAAAUAUAGCUUAAAAGGCAUUUGAAAUCGACCCGGAUAACACGAUUUAAAUGGUUCUUCCGUAAAUACUUUGAAAUACGCCUCAUUUGGGCCGUGAUUUAUCGUCAUCCAAGGUAGCAGGGCUAUUACUACAACUCCAGUCAUCUUUCAAGCAACGGGGCUACGACGUCGUGAAGAAAAGGAUGUCUGCAGGCGCAAAAGGGAAAGGCAGUCAACCUUUAUGCAUCUUCAGUAGGCGUAAUGAACAACAGAUAGGUGUACAUGAUGCUAAAUAAACAUAGAAUAAACCUAGUGGGGUUCGGGCAUGUAGCAACAGAGCUUCUGGUAUUAUUUAAAAACUAGGUUAUUCGAGGCAGUUUUCUUUUCAAACGGGCAUCAAGGAUUUCGAUUGUUGGAGCAAAAACGUUUACACUUCCGAAAAACUCAAAUCUCGAAAUUGUGUCAUUUAAAAUUAUUCCUCCAACAAUUCUUUCUAAUCUUUAGCCAGAGUGCUGACAUAUCUUUGAAGUAGAUACCUCGUUUAAGGAUCUUAAUUAAACUGUUUUCCAUUUGUGGGUAUUAUCGAAACUGUUUCUAUUACACUAGGCAACCAAAGUGUUCGUUUGAAGUCCUACAUUAAUGAUGUAAAACAAGACUUUCAAUGUCUGAGGUUGGCCCAAGAUCUUUCUUCAGUCUAAAUUUAUGCUUUAGAUAUAGUAUCCCGUGGUCCCUAGAAUUUUAUACUUUUCUGGAAGUCAAACAUCUUUGCAUUGUGGUCCUACACCUCUAAUGACGUGUGCCGGUGUCAUAUGCGUGUUGGUACCCUAUGCAAAAGUGUAACAUUGUGAAACGCAAUGUGUUUCAAAUCAAGUGAUUUCAUCGUAGUGCGAUAUUAUGACACAUUAUAAUUAACAAAUAAAACACAAUGCUUUUUUUGUUUAAAAUUUCACACUUUUUAAUCAAAAAAACUUUGGAGUCGCCAUUAAUGUUGUACUUUUUUGCAUAAACUUAACAAGGGAAAUCACAGCACCGCUUCUUGUUAGUACCCCCUUGUUAGACAUAGUUCGAUUGUUCUUUAAAUUCUGAAAAAUUGUGUUCCCAGACCAGGUCGCAUGCUAAAUUCCACAAUUUGUUUCAGUUCCCUGUUUUUUAAAAGCUUGGGUUCGUUUUUGUAUAGGCAAAAUUGUUAUGCGUUUCUGUACCAGGACCGUUUUGCAUGCGAAAUUCCAAGUUCGUUUUGGUACCCUAUUGUUUAAGUGCUUGGGGUUACCGAAACGCAUAUGACACCGGCCCUGAUCGGGUUGAACUAAGGUAUAGUUUUCUAGGAGGCGCCAAUUUUGAGCCACCACACCACUGUGCUACAGCGUAAAAUCUCAAGCUAAAUCUAAAUGAUUUUUGCAAAGUAGAUACCAGGGGCAUACUGAGGUAAGGUAGUGUUGGGGAUUUUUGUAGAACCCGUCGGUAAUUUUGGGCUUUGUCAGUAAAUGUUAAGAUUUUGGCCUGUCGUCAUUGUGAACGACCUAUCGUCAGAUAUCAUAGAAAUAGUUUUGCAAUGAGUUUUACUCUAUUGAAAAACAUUCAUUUCUAGUUAGAUCAAGUAAAUGAAAACAUCCUACUUUUUUAAAAAAAUGAUACUUCAAAAUUUAAGGUCAUGCUAAAAUAGAUCCCAAAAUUUUCAAGGCCAUGAUUGAUUAUACCAAAAUCGAUACCCCAAAAAUUGUUUUCUACUUGAAAAAUGCCACAUCCCGUACCAAUGUAUGUUGAACCGAAUCCAGUAUAUUUCUAGUGUACCAUUCAAAUAAAGUCUUCUAAGGAAUUUUAACCUAUUUUUCAGCGCGUUCAACGGGCAUUUUCUUUCAUGCAGGCUAAAGCCAGGGUCAGGAAAACAUUACGGUCGCACGGCCACUGACCGGAAGAAGGUCCACGAAAACAAACAGAAGCGCCUAUGAUACACCCAAGUCACGCCCACUUUUUAUUAUUUUGCUAGGAAGGUUUGUCUUCUGGGAUGUUUUUGUCUAGAGGAAGGUUGACAACUUUUCUGGACUCUGGCUAUAGUUCCCGCAAAAGGCAAGGUAGAGUUUUUUGAGAUGAACGCUCUGCGAGAAAAGUUAUGAAGAGAAGAAGACAUGAGCAAUUUAAGGAUUGAAAAUGCAAGAUUGAUUUUUAUGAAGUCUGAUUCCUGAGAUUGUUUACAGUCUUUAACAAACCGAGCACCGGUCAAUAAAACAUUAAGCCAGGUCAGAGUUUCAAAGAUAAAUGUAUGUAUCUAAAUCAUACAUUUAAUCAACCAUCAUUUUAUUUAAGCCGUUGCAUUGUCAAAAAAAUAAUUGCACUGUCAAACAGUAAAAAUCGAAUAGAAUUAUCAUUUGAGACCAUUUGAGACCAAGUGUUACCAUUUGAGAAUGAUACAACACUGUUGUGAACUAGUGUCAAAAACGCUUUGGCCACUUGUUUAAAGCUACCAUGUCAUUAAUCACAUGUUUAUCCAUUGGCCUAGCUAAUAGUACAACUUCCCAUUGGAUGUGUCACCACUGAUCUCAAAAAAGGACUGGAUCGAGCUUCUCCAGCCCAGCGUUGAUUCCACAUUGCAGCGUCCAUCUUGAGACCUCGAUACGUUGAAUGAGACUAGAGAGCAAUCAUGUUGGUUGCAGUUCAACUUGCUUUUUCAUAGCAAAAUUCAAAGUAACCAUAGAAACAAAAACUUGCAUCAUUCGGAAGUGAUGUUAAACAUUUUUGCCGUGGUAUUAAGCUUAUGUAAGAUCACUGUUCACUUAUUUUCCUAGGCCUGUUGUAUCUUAGAAUAUUUAAGAGUUUAAUGAUUGUUCGACCCAAUCUUUUUUCGAAAUCAGUGCUCGUCACCAGUCCACAUGUAACGACAGAGUUGGAAUGGAUGGGUGUGUGAUCGGUUGCAACAAAAAACUCAGAGAAAUGUAGUUCUCUCGCUCUCUGUGUUUUUUCUCACCUUGCUUAAAGCCCAAGACACAAUAAUAACCCAUCUUAAUUAUUCCGUUUUCAAAAUUUUCAAUAAUUUUUGCGUUCGUAUUGAUACAAAAAUUUGUUGAUUUUGGAGAAUGCCUUAUACUAAACAUCGUUAAAUUCUCAAUUAGUAUAUGCUUAGCAAUUGACAGCAGUAUAUAACCGCCCGACAAAAACAUCCCAGAGAGCAAACCUUCCUCACAAAACAAUAGAAAGUGGGCGUGGCUUGGGUGUGCCACAGGAGCAUCUAUUGACCUUCCUCCGGUCGGUGGCCGUGCGACUGUAAUGUUUUCCUGACUAUGCAGCCACCAACCUAAUUUUUCCUUUUUUCGAGAAUCAAUGAAGAUAUAUUCAUGUCAUGCUAUUUAGGCAAUUCUUCUUUUUUAACUGAAGUUUAACCAAUGUUGCUUUUUGACCAGCCAUUUUUACUACAACAUUAGGCAAAUUU